Kluyveromyces marxianus DMKU3-1042 is the source of this 1293-nucleotide messenger RNA. RefSeq names its product Msi1p (gene MSI1). The coding region runs from base 1 to 1293 and encodes 430 amino acids. Lineage: Eukaryota; Fungi; Ascomycota; Saccharomycetes; Saccharomycetales; Saccharomycetaceae. The transcript has a single exon. Gene Ontology annotation, biological process: regulation of gene expression. Gene Ontology annotation, cellular component: cytoplasm; nucleus; Rpd3L complex. The record is from RefSeq and is a predicted model, not a curated record. Gene Ontology annotation, molecular function: histone binding.
AUGGGUGAUAGAGAAAUGAACGAUCUUAUAAUUGAAGAGCCUCCUGAACUAGGGUCUAGUAUAUCUGAAGAAGUUCAAAAUCGAUACACCAAUUGGAAGAAGAACACCAGAUUACUAUACGACUAUUUGAACACAAACACAUCGAAGUGGCCAUCGCUAACAUGUCAGUUCUUUCCAGAUCUUGCAGUCUCUAAUGAUCAACAACGAAUCUUAUUAUCCUCUUUUACUUCACAACAACUUCCUUCUGAUGAAUCGCUCUACAUCAGUUCUAUUUCAACUAUGAAUCAUAUCAAAUGGAGUUCUAUCAAUAACUUCGAUAUGGAUGAAAUGGAAUUUAAGAUGGAUAAUUCAGUAAAACUGAAAGUAAGAGAAAAGAACUUGCAGGCAGAAGUACGAAUAACAUACCCUGACGGAGAUUGCAACCGAUGUAGAUACAUGCCUCAGAACCCAGAUAUUAUAGGUACGGUCUCAUCAAAUGGAUCUGUAUAUGUGUUUGAUAGAACAAAACACGGUAACAAGAUAUCUACAGGUAGGAAGUUCGAGAUAGAGUGUCGCAGUGGCAAUGAACAAGGUCAAGAUGAGAGUGUAUCGCUUGCAUGGAACCAUAAUCUUGUAGGUAUUUUGGCAUCUUGUCAAACCAAUGGGAAAGUGAACGUUUGGGACAUCAAAAAAUUCGAUAAAAACACUCGCAGGAUUGAAAAAACAACUAGACAAAGCAUCACUGAUUCCAAUGGAGUGAAUGAUGUGUCAUGGAUGGUGAACCACACUUCUAUCCUAGCCUCCUGUGGAGAAUCGAACACAAUAUCAAUUAUGGACACCAGAAAAUCACCAAACGAAAAUGAUGUUAUACACCGUACCUCACACCUGGAUGGAAUUAAUAGCAUCGAAUUCAACCCUAAAAAUGAUAUGUUAUUAUGUACUGGUGAUUCUCAAGGCCAAUUGAAAGUAUGGGAUAUAAGAAACUUUACGGAACCUGUGAGAUCAUGGCGCCAUAGCGAAAACCAGGAUUCCAUCUCCAGUAUACAGUGGAACCCACAUAUGCCUCAAAUAGUAGCGUCUGCUGAUCAGAAUACAGGUCUAGUCAAAAUAUGGAACACAUCAGAGUCGGGCGAAAAUAUGCUUCUGUUCGUCCAUGGCGGUCAUAUGUUAGGCGUAAAUGAUAUUUCUUGGUCUCUGCAUACCAAAUGGACAAUCUGCAGUGUAUCGAACGAUAACUCGAUCCACAUAUGGAAACCCGCAAAUAACCUGGUAGAAUCUGAAUUAGGGUCCAAUUGUAACAAUACUAUUCUGUAG